This is a messenger RNA of Zootoca vivipara (common lizard), 2613 nucleotides long. The record is from RefSeq and is a predicted model, not a curated record. Lineage: Eukaryota; Metazoa; Chordata; Lepidosauria; Squamata; Lacertidae.
CGCGCUGCUCGCGAGGUUUGAUCCCGGCGCGAAGCGGAGAGAGCGAUCUCUUGGUUACUGUCAUUGUGCAGGUUGGCGGCGCGCGUGUUAGGAAUGCGCACGCGCCGUACGAGCAGGCGUGGGAGAAUUUGCCGCCUUACAAGAGAGGGGAGGAAAGAUGUCCUUGGCGCUAGUUCAAGGGGCAACGGGGCAGCCUGACGGCAGUGUUACAGGUAAUAGGCACAUGACUGAAGAUGCAAACAAAGAGAAAGGGCAUCUUAUAACAGCAGGAGGGGGAUGUGUUGAUCCCAAGGAGGAAGAUACAGAGACCAUCACAGAAAGUCUAGCGUGGUGCAAAGAGUCUGAAGCAACUGUAUCUUUCCUGGCUCCUCUAUGUCACAAAGCUGUUCCUGAAGGAUGGGAAAGGAUAAUAAAGCAAAGACAGUCUGGCAAAACAAAAGGAAGAUAUGACAUCUAUUUUGUCAGUCCCCAAGGAAUGAAGGUCAGAUCCAGACGUGCACUUUUGGAUUACUUUAAAAAGAACGGAGAGACUGUUCUUAAAUUAGAGGACUUUGAUUUUUCUGUCUCUGUUCGGGAGAGUAUCCAAUCAAGCACAAGGGCUCUGGGGUCAGAAGGACAAAACUGCAUCACUAGCAGCCAGACUCUAGAUCUUGGACCGCAGAGCAGUGAAGAAAAGCAAAAUAAGAUUUUGGAAUUUCAAGCCAGUGCUGGUGAGCCCGAUUUGCAGGAUGGGUCCACUGCAGAGGACCCCUCAAAGGAUUCAUGUUUCAAAGCCCAAGAGAGGAGUGCUGCUGAGAGGAAGACUCCGAUUAAGAAAGCUAAAUGCGGUUCAGAAAUGGGGAAUCUGGAUGAUGCCUAUAACACAAGACAGAGGAAACGACCCCCAAAAAGUCAAAGGGCAGAAACUGUUAAAAAUCCCAGAAGAAAAAAAGAUAUAUGCAUUUUUAAUAGUGUUCAUAAAGUGUGCCAGAGAGGCUCAAGAAAAAGAAAAACAUGCUUAAAGGACGAGCUGCUGGUUUCUGAACCAAAAGUGGAUUUGCACGUUGCACCGGUAGCCGCUGUCUUGGAACACAAGUCAAGCACAGACGUUUUAAAAUGUGAUGAGGAUUCCACCAGCGUAGUUUCUGUAGCAGUUGAUGAAAACUUUUCAGAAUUGGAAACCCAGAGAAACAGGGUGCCUUCAGGGAGCCAAGAGUUAAACAUUGCUUCCAAUAUGGAUGUUACUGACUCGCAGACCAGUGACGAGAGCCAUUUCACAUCAGUAAAAGAGAACCAUUUUCGAAGACCUCAAGUGGAGAGAAGGAAAACCAGCCCAUAUUUUUCUAGUAAAUUCAUUCAAGGAGCUCCAAGCCCACCUAGAAGGAAGGCCUUUCGGAAAUGGACUCCACCUCGUUCUCCUUUUAAUUUGGUCCAAGAAACACUCUUUCAUGAUCCAUGGAAACUUCUCAUUGGAACUAUAUUUCUGAAUAAGACCUCAGGUAAGAUGGCCAUCCCUGUGCUGUGGGAAUUUUUCAAGAAAUAUCCUUCACCUGAAAUAGCAAGAGCUGCAAACUGGAAGGAAAUGUCAGAGUUGCUUAAACCUCUUGGCCUUUAUGAACUCAGAGCAAAGACCAUCAUCAAAUUUUCAGAUGGGAAGCCAUGGCUGAGAGAGGGUGGCAUAUUAAAGGCCGCUUAGUGAAUUCAUGACUAAGACAAGAUCUGGAGACUUUCCAGCUGCCCCUGAGCUCGAACAUUAGAGGCUACGAUCCAGAGGAAUGAAAACACACAUGCCCUGCGCAUGAAACUGCAUUUCUAUUUUAUUCUUUUACUAGUAGUUUCUUUUUCCAAGGUUGUCUCUAUAUAAGCUUGGAUGUUCUUCAGAUCCUUAGAACUAACACAAAAUAUAUUUGAGAGAUUUGGCAUCAGUAUUUUUUUUAACACUGCAAUCCUAUUCAGGUUUAUAUUCUACUGUGUUAUGUGAGACUACCUCCUCAGUAAGUAGGUAUAGAUUUGGUACCUUGAAGGAACAUUUGGAGGGGGAAGAUUGGAGAACACUGUUGACUUCUCCCCUUUGAAAACCGCCCAAAUUGAAUUGCUGAACUACCCAAGCACAAAACUUCUUUUAAAGCAGUUUUGAGAUGCUACCAAAUGAGGACGUGGGGAAGCUUGGGGGGGGGGGUAUUUAAGCAUUUAUACGUUUGCUUUCUGCUGUAAAAAGGCUGCUGAUCUUAUUGACUGCCAUUUAGAUAACUGUUUAGAGAGCUACAUCUGUGACACUACAUUUUAAUGUCUUCUAUGCUGUGUCUUGCAGUUUAGAAAACAGAAACUCUAAACUUUAUCUUUUAUUUAUAGAUGCCAUUCUAAUCACUUCCGUCAGCAUCAAUGUAGCAUGCUAGUAAUACCUUGCUGUGAUUCCUUGUACAGUAUUAUCAGCCUGCCAGGUGUUCUGUACCCAACACAGUGUGUCAGUUUGCAGCAGCCCUUAAUAAACUACAGUGCCCAGAAUACUUUGAAAUAAAAAAUGUGUUUCAAGGGUGCUUUAAAGGUGUAGUGCGUACAUAGCCUAAGUCAUGUUUUCACAAAUUUUAAAGGUGAAUUUAAUGAAUCCAGUCUUGGAUCUUUUAUUGUACUUUU